AUGGUCAUGGAGGUGGACGAGGAUGAGGGUUACAAGGCUGAGCGCGCUUACGUGGCGCUGUUGCACGGAGAAAACAAAACAUUUCUCCUGUAUGCCGCGUCGUUUCAGCCUGAGUUAGGACAGCUACGGACAGGGCCUCGGAAGAGUUUUGUUGAGCACAAUGCUUCACAUGUUGAUUGCGCAGGCGAACACGUGAAGAGCCUUAGCGCGAUUUGGGAAGUUGAAGAGGUGGAUCUUGUAGAUUGUCCAGUAGCGGACAAGUCCCGUCGAAAGCGGCAUCGCUACGUGUUUACAAAGCUCAGAUGCCUAGAGGUACCCUACAGGAGAAUCAUUUUCUUGGACCUGGACGUGAUUGUGAGAAGUUCGCCAGCUCCUUUGUUCGAGGUGCCCGCGCCAGCCGGCAUGUACCACGGCCGCUGGGACCGCGGCCAAGCGCAGCACGGCGUGCCCCUCCCACCAGAGGCGUUUUACGACGAUGGCUGCAUCGGGUGCGUCAAUGCGGGCCUCUUGCGUUUCGAUCCACCUGCGAACAGUUCAGCCAGGAGGGCUUUGGUCAAAAAUAUGCUGGAGCAGGUAAAAGCUCUUAGCAAGAGUGACGAGUCCUACCUGCCAGAGCAGUAUUUCAUGGUGAAGGAGCUGAAUGGCUGGCAUCACAUAGCAGUUGCAUGGAACUGCGAGGUGAAUCCGGAGUGGUUCAUUCAGUAUGGACGCGGCAAACGCCGCGCCCAUUCUGUCCUCAAAGCAGAAAUGCACGAUGACUGGUGGAAGCUUGGAGGUACCGAGGAGGAGCUUCGGAAGAAUGUCCACAUGUUUCACUUCAGUGGACAAUGGCUGCAGCCCUGGUGGUACAUUCACCUCGAUCCAGAAGACGCCAUGAAGGUUAUCAAGAAGCACUACGCUUGCAGGGACAAGCGGGGCAUGAUCGCCCUGGCGGUGGGUGACUGGCUCAGAGGGAUUCAGGAAUUGCAGAAGAGCGAUGAGUACAGCGCAGAGCAGGCUGUUUUUCAAGAAAUUAUCGAUGAGCUCAAGCACAAAGCACGGCGCUGGUGGGAGGAGGUCUCGUUGUGCAAACUCUGCAAGAACCCCAAGGAGGAGGGCGAGGACCUUUGUGAAGAAUGCGAAGUCCAAUCGCACAAAGAUGACAAGGAGAAUGGCCAUGCAGGCACAUGUGCACGUGAGAAACACAAUGCCAAGUCAGUCAAAAGAAGCGGUCAAGCCCGCUGGGGAAGAAAGAAGAGAAGCCCGAAGAAGUUUGACUCGGGAGGUUGA
This is a messenger RNA of Durusdinium trenchii, 1269 nucleotides long. NCBI's taxonomy places the organism in Eukaryota, Dinophyceae, Suessiales, Symbiodiniaceae. The record is from the annotation of a GenBank genome assembly.